This is a messenger RNA of Morus notabilis, 347 nucleotides long. Its product is annotated as auxin-responsive protein SAUR20. The coding region runs from base 54 to 347 and encodes 97 amino acids. The transcript has a single exon. Gene Ontology annotation, biological process: response to auxin. The record is from RefSeq and is a predicted model, not a curated record. NCBI's taxonomy places the organism in Eukaryota, Viridiplantae, Streptophyta, Magnoliopsida, Rosales, Moraceae.
UGAGAAUUCUAGUCUCUCAACUCCCUCUAAAGCAAAAACAUAGGUAAAUCAACAUGGCAUUUGGACUGCGUGGUAUUGUUAAGGGUAAGAAAGCUCUUCGCCGGACACUUUCUGGACUUAAAGAAGCAACACUGAAGUCUACAACUGUCCCAAAAGGCUACUUUGUGGUGUAUGUUGGAGAGAACGAGAAGAAGCGCUACGUAGUACCUGUGUCCUACCUUAAUGAGCUUGCAUUUCAAGAGUUGCUUAGCAUGGCAGAGGAAGAGUUCGGGUAUGAGCAUCCGAUAGGUGGACUCACAAUUCCCUGCAGAGAAGACAUCUUCGUUGAUCUGACUUCUCGAUUUUGA